AUGGCUGAACAACCCCCUCCCGAAAUGCCUCCCCAACCCCCUCCCCAGAAUACGGUAGUUGAUUUCGAGGGUCCAGAUGAUCCUUACCAUCCGCUUAACUGGUCUUUCCGAAAGAAGGUGAUGACAACAAUGUUGUACGGGCUCACGACAUGUUGGAUCACAUUCGCGUCUGCUAUUUUCUCCGCGGCAAUCGAACCAGUGAAGAAAGAAUUCCACGUCAACUCAGAGACUGCGGCUUCUGGCGUUAGUCUGAUUGUUUUUGGCUUUGGUCUAGGACCUCUGAUAUGGGCACCGCUGAGUGAGGUUUACGGUCGGAAAUGGGUUGUCAUUGUUCCUUACUUUGUCGCCGCUGCAUUUUCCUUUGGAUCGGCAACAGCCAAAGAUACUCAAACACUUCUCAUCACUCGAUUCUUCGCCGGGUUCUUCGGUAGCGCGCCCGUGACAAACACCGGAGGUGUCCUGGCCGAUAUCUGGGCCCCUCAACAGCGUGGAAUUGCGAUUGUCGGAUAUGCCCUCACUCUUGUCGGUGGACCAACCAUUGGGCCGAUCGUCGGUGGGGCCCUUGUAUCAAGCUCUCCGGGUUGGCGUUGGACGGAAUACUUAACAGGAAUCCUGAUGGUGUCUCAGAUCGUCCUCGAUCUCUUGUUGAUCGACGAGAGCUAUCCUCCAGUCUUGCUCAAGUACAAAGCUCGUCGGUUGCGAUUCGAAACAAAGAAUUGGGCGUUACAUGCCAAGCAUGAGGAGUGGGAUGUCUCAUUUAAAGAGUUGCGUCAAAAGUAUCUUAUUCGUCCUUUCCAGAUGCUGGCCACUCCAAUCUGUUUUUUCAUGAGUGUUUAUGCUGCCUUUGUAUACGGUAUUCUGUACGCGAAUCUUGAGAGUUUCUCUAUUGAAUUUCAACAAAUUCGAGGUUGGAGUACCGUGAUCGGCAAUCUCCCGUUUCUUGCCCUGCUUACCGGUAUCCUCUUCGCCGCCGCUCUCAACAUCUACAAUAACAGGUAUUACUUCAAGCAAUUCCAAGCCAACAACAACAGACCUGUUCCGGAGGCUCGUCUACCUCCAAUGAUGCCUGGAGGAAUUGCCUUCACAGCUGGCCUUUUCCUUUUUGCUUGGACAUCUAAGACGACCAUAAACCCCUGGCCUUCCAUCAUUGGAAUUGGUCUGACUGGGUUCGGAUUCACAACGAUCUUCCAAGCUUCACUCAACUAUUUGAUCGAUACUUUUACUCGCUACAGUGCCAGCGCCGUUGCUGCGAACACCUUCUUGCGGUCCAUUACGGCGAGCGCGUUCCCUCUAUUCGUCAUUCCCAUGUAUGAUAAGAUUGGUGUUGACUGGGGCACUUCAGUGUUUGGAUUUUUUGCGGCUGCUUUGAUUCCUGUUCCAUUCUUGUUUUUCUUUUGGGGAGAAAAGAUCCGUGCUCGUGGCGAGUGGAGCAAGCACACUGUUUAG
Molecule: messenger RNA, 1446 nt
Organism: Penicillium malachiteum
Lineage: Eukaryota; Fungi; Ascomycota; Eurotiomycetes; Eurotiales; Aspergillaceae
Product: MFS transporter
Exons: 5
Coding region: 1-1446 (481 amino acids)
Biological process (GO): transmembrane transport
Molecular function (GO): transmembrane transporter activity
Source: RefSeq, a predicted model, not a curated record